GCAAGCUAGUUCACCGUGGUGAGCUGUGAAUGGUGAAGAAACGCAUUUCAUUCAGUGGCAAGCUUUGAAGUCAUCCACCUCUACAGUACAAGUACAGAUGAACUCAAAAAAAGCAAAGCGGCUGGAGUCAAAGAAGAAAAAAGCUGCUGCUUUUCUUGAACUAGUGGGACACAAAAGAACACAUGACGAUUCACAGGUCUCUGGUGUCGAGAAAUUAGAUGAACAGAACAUGGAUUCUUCUACAAAAAAUGAAAGUUCACAUACCAAUGAAAGUCAAGGGGAGGAUGUUCUUCAAGAGAUGAAAAAGAUCAUGAGAGAACGGAAAAAGCAAGCAAUGCAAAAGCCCAAGGUGUUCCUUACUCUAGAGGAUAUGGUUCCUUUCCGUCCUGUGCCUGGUGAGCCCCUUGAGCCUGAUGUGAUACCACCUCUGUUUGUCAUGGACCUUCAACAGUUGCUGCUGUAUGGGGCACAGGGAAACGUUGCCAGCUUUAAACCAAGAUGGUGUAAACUUCUGAGAGUAGCAAAAGUAUCAUCAAUUGUUGUUAUCCUUGUUGAUGGAAUAGGCUAUUCAGACUACUUGGAGAACACCCACUGCUUCCCUUACAUCUCAGCUUCAUUCCCGCAUCAUGCUGAAAUGGUUUGCCCCUUGCAAUACAACCAGACAGUGGACACAGAGCUCUACAAUGUCCCUCUUAGUGUGUCUCAGCUGAAGAAGACAAAUAAGAAAGUUCCCCAACGGAUCAGAAAGGUUGUUGGUAAUAAACUUGCCUUGCCUCCUGCUGAGAAGAAAACCGAUGUUCUGUCUCGCAAGUGCCUUUUACUGAGCACGUAUCAGAUGAUGCAGGAAAGCUACCCAUUGCCCAUUGUGACCCAGCGAGGUACCUACAGAGAUUUUGUCUUCUCCAAAGAGAAAUACAAGAAAGUAACUGAAAACAGCCCAUUGCUUGCUCUUGAUUGUGAAAUGUGUUUGACAACAGCCAGGAGGAAUGAACUGACCAGAGUUUCUAUUGUCUCAGAGACUGGGGAAGUUAUCUACGACUCACUUGUGAAACCAUACAGACAGAUUAUCAACUACUUGACCAGAUACAGUGGUAUUACAAAAGAGAUUCUUGACCCCGUCACCACCAGGAUAGAAGAUGUUCAAAGAGAUAUCAGAGAAAUUCUUCCUGCGGAUGCCAUUUUGUGUGGACAGUCUCUGAAUGGAGAUCUCAUUGCUCUCAAGAUGUUUCAUCCCUACGUGAUUGACACUAGUGUGAUAUUCAACAUGUCUGGUUCUAGAGGAGUGAAAGCUGGCCUCAGGAAGCUCACACAGUUUUUCUUGGGACGGUCCAUUCAAACCAGCAGCGAUGGUCAUUGCUCUGCUGAGGACGCCCUUGCAGCCCUAGAUUUGGUCAAGCUCAAGCUUUCCAAAGGUUUGGAAUUUGGAGAUGCCACUUUAAAUGGCAUCUACUUUCCUGACAUCAAGACUUAUUUCCUUGGUGAAGAGACUAAUACAGGAAGAGCUGAAAAUGUGGAAACUGACGAGAACAGUUCUCAAUCUAGUGCAGACAAAGACCUCAGUACAGCAGAUAACAGUGGGCAAGUUGCAUCAUCAGAACCUGUGAACCAGAAAGACAACGCUGCAACUUCAGAAAAAGCCCCAGCCACGGCUGCAGUGACAGCGCCGGAUAGCUCUGAGACUGCAUCAGAUUCAGAGGAUUCUGGCGACGAGGACGAUAGCGGGGACCGCACAUCGAACCAGGGGGAUGCAGCACCUCCUGCAAAGAAAGCCAAGGUGGAGGAAGAUUCUAACUCUACAUCGGAACCUAAUACAUCUGCCGGUCACUUUGACUCAACGUCAGAGUUUGUAGAGGAGCAGAAAAAGCUCCUGUUCUCACAGGGGGACAGUGUUCACGUCAACCACAGUUUUUUCCAACUGGUCUAUGAAGCAGGGAGGCCAGCAUGCUUGAUAGACCGAGAGGCUGUCGCAAGCAAGUACAGCAAAGAACCAGUGGAGACCAUCACUGUUUCUAGUGACACCGUGGCAAGAAAGACAGCCAAGAGGCGGGUAACGGACAAGGAGUUUCUGUGGGUGCGUUUUCAAGAGAUGCUGGAUGUUGGAGGAAAAGAGCAGCUUUCUCAGCAAAAGUGGCAGAAACAGAUGAGAAAACUGGACAACAGAGUAUCGAGUGUGAUGAGGCACGCAAAUCAAGAUACACUGGCUGUGGUAGUGAUGACCGGACGUCAAGAGGGUAGUCAAAUUCAGAACAUGGCAACCUUUUUGACCACUACUUGAUCCUGGAGACGAUUGUACCACCAUAGUUUUGUUUUCAUACAUCUAGGCUCUGAGAGUGGCUUGGCCCAUGACAGACUGCCUUUGUUACAGCACAUCUGACUUAAUUAAGCUACUUGGCUUAGCGCAGGUGUCGCAAUUGGUUAGAAUUAGCUAUUAGUCAGUCUGAAAAUUUAAUCUGAAACUGAAUCUUUAAAAGUUGUAUUUAAAUGAAUUUUGAAUUUUGCAUGAAUGAGAGAAGAAAAAAAUUUCUGUCACGCUUUUAUCUUUCUUUCUUGAGAGAACAUUCGUUUGCAUUUUCUUCAAGAUUUGAGCGUCAUCAUCAAUUGUGACUGGUUGCAAAAUGCGGGCAUUGGAUGCAUAUUCAGACUUGAGCGCACAGAUCCUUUGAACGUGUACUGAUCCAGAUUUUGCCUAUAUUGAAUAUUUGAUAUUUUCAGUUGUGAAAUUGAUAAUGCCGAAGGCAUCAGUUUGAGAUUAAAGCCGAGAAUGCAGGUUUUUUUCCAAGACCGCCCAUUUUUUCAAUAUCUUUGUAAUGUGUAAGGUAUGAUUAACUGAAAUUUAGAUUCUCAUGUAUAGCCCGUGCAGCAACAGCAUUGCUUUAUACAUGAUGUAGUAACAUAAUCAUUGCAGUUUGAUGACCCUUUAAAAAAAAAACCCAAUAAACUUGCAUUUGAAAAGAUUCAAAGUUGUAAAGAAUAGAGGUUUUUAAAAAUAAGUGAUUACAUGAUAAGUUCCUGGUAGGGGAGAUAUCAUGUUUCUAUACCUUUGUCUUGCUUUUCUUGUCAAAAUGAUUGUGAGGAUUUAUGUUACACAACUAUUGCAGCAAAUUUGUGAAUAAAUUUGUAUAAUAAUAUAUGA
Molecule: messenger RNA, 3133 nt
Organism: Aplysia californica (California sea hare)
Lineage: Eukaryota; Metazoa; Mollusca; Gastropoda; Aplysiida; Aplysiidae
Exons: 15
Coding region: 98-2275 (725 amino acids)
Cellular component (GO): nucleus
Molecular function (GO): exonuclease activity; nucleic acid binding
Source: RefSeq, a predicted model, not a curated record